This is a messenger RNA of Equus caballus (horse), 7379 nucleotides long. RefSeq names its product mucin-4 (gene MUC4). Lineage: Eukaryota; Metazoa; Chordata; Mammalia; Perissodactyla; Equidae. Gene Ontology annotation, biological process: cell-matrix adhesion; regulation of signaling receptor activity. Gene Ontology annotation, molecular function: ErbB-2 class receptor binding. The record is from RefSeq and is a predicted model, not a curated record.
CUCAUCUCAGCAGCCUCCGCAAAGACCGGAACAGACAGACAGUCCACAGCGCCCUCUUCCAGCACCUCUCCUCGGGGAACCCCAGGGUCUUCUCCGAACCAACAGACUCACAGCCCACAGACCACAGGAGAAUCUCACACCUCCACCAUCGCAGCAGUGAGCACGUCGACUCCCUCACCCUCUCCAAGCAGACACAGUCCUACAGAAGGCCCUUCUCAGGAGACGUCCCCUUCCGGGGAAACAAGCACUCCAUUCCCUUCCAGUGGCGGCAGCACACCUCUGGCCACAUCAGAACUGUCGACAGUACCAACCUCGACAGAUGAAACAUCAUCCCCUUCUGGUGUAAGCAGUGCAACUCCAAUGACAUCAAAGCUGCUCACACCACCCAUUUCAGCAGACACCUCUGUGGGAACCACCGGGGACACACCACUGUCCGGGACUACGUGGUUUACUUCAUACAACAUAGCAAGCUCAGUGACAACUGGACCAGAGGAAUCAUCCACAGCACCCUCUUCCAGCACCUCCCCUCAGGAAACACCAACCUCUCACCAGAGUCACCUGACUCAGAUUAUGCAGGCCACCACAGGAUCUCGAACCCGCACCAGCACUGUAGGCAGCAGAUCAACUCCCUCAUCCUGUCCAAGCAAAGACAGUCCUACAGAGAAUGAUUCUCAAGAGACAUCCAACUCUGGAGAAGCCAAUACUCCAUCCCCUUCUUGUGUCAGCCACACAAUUGCCACACCGUCAGAAAUUUUGUUGAAACCAACCACAACAGAGGAAACUUUACCCUCUUCUGGAGUAAGUACCGCACCGCCGAUGACAUCAAUGGUUCUCACAACUCCCAUUUCAGCAGACAACCCCGUAGGAACCACAAAAGCUCCACCAGUAACUGUAACUAGAAGUUUUUCUCCGGGCACAGAGUCAAAGACAGCCAGUCUAGAGGCACAAUCAACACUAUCCUAUUCUAGCACCUUGACUCAGAAAACAUCAGCGUCUUCUCAGAAACACCAGACUCAGAGCAUGCAGACCACCACAGAAUCUGAAACCAGCACCAUCACAGAAGUGAGCACAUCAACUGCCUCAUCUUCCCCAAGCAGACACACUCCAACAGAGGGCGAUUCUGUGGAGACAUCCCCUGUCUUUGAAACUUCAUCCACUCGCAGUAUCAACAUUAUAUCUCUCACAACAUCAGAAUUGUUGACCGAACCAACCUCCACAGAGAAAGCUUCAUCCCCUUCUAGUGUAAGCAAAUCACCUCCCGUGACAUCAAGGGCACUCACAACACCCAUUUCAGGUGACACCACUGUAGGAACCACAAGGGACAUACAACUAACUGCAACUCGAGGUUUCACUCCAGGCACCGCCACUGACUCAAGGACAACUGGACUAGAGUCACAAUCAACAGUAACCUCUUCCAGCACCUUUACUCAGGAAACAUCAGCAUCUGCUCAGAAACACCAGGCUCAGAGCAUACAGACCACCAGAGAAUCAGAAUCCAGCAGAAUCACACUAGCAACCAUAUCAACUCUUUCAACCUCGCCAAGUGGAUUUACUCCCUCAGGGAGAAUUUCUCAGGAGACAUCCCCUUCCAGUGUCAGCCACACACCUCUGACAACAUCCCAAAUGUUGACCUCAGCAACCUCAGCAGACACCACUCUAGGAAGCAUAGGGGAGCCAUCACUGUCUGUAACUGGAAGUUUUUCUCCAUUCACUUCUAAAUUUUCUACAACAUUAGGAUCAGAAAUACAGUCAGCACCACUCUCUACCAGUUCUUCAAUUCCAAAAACAUCUACAGUUUUCCACACCUACCAGAGUGAAGGCACAGAGACCCUGGAAUGGCCUCAUGCCAGUAGCUCAAUCUCUACAGAUGUUUCUUAUCAGACAAUCACUCCAGGUAAAGCAACAACAUUUGCUUCUUUGUCCUCUAGUGAUAGCCACACAACUCGGUCACAAAAAAGACCAUCAUCAGCACCAACCAUAGAUACCAGUGUGCUGGUCACAGAAAGCACAUCUACUUCUGCAGCUGGUACUAUUUCUUGGGUUACCUCUAAGGUCUCAACAACAGGUAAAGAGGGAGAGCCAUCCACACACCCCUAUCAGAGCACAUCUCCUCAGGAAACAACAGUGGUUGUUUCCCAUACUCAGUGGACACAAGACACAGGGACCACUGGUGAAACUCAUGUCAGUACCACAAGCUCCAAUGUGACCCAAACCAUCAAUACAGUCACAUCCGCAUCUCCUUCAUCCAUGCUAAGCGGACACACUUCUCAACUAACCAUAACAGCAAGCCCAACAAGGCGGUCAACACCACUCUCUAUUAGCACCUCUCCUCGAGAAUCUUCAGCUGUUUCCCAGAUAGAUCACACCCAAGGCAGGCAGACCACACAAGAAGCCCAAACCAUGAGUUUAGUCUCCUCCAUCACUGACAUCAUCAAGACAACAACAUCUGCAACUUCUUCAUUCAAACCAAGUGGACACUCGCCCUCAGAAAGUAUUCCUCAGGAUACAUCCACCACAGGUGAAGUGACAGUCUUCACCCAGGCGCCCUCCAGGGACAGCAGCACAACUCAGGCCACUACCACUACCACAGAACUGUGGACAGUGCCAUCCAGACCCGACACCACCCUGGAAACCUCAGGAGGUACAUCAUUUUCCAUAACAAGUGUCAUUCCUCAGGCCACCUCUGUAGUCUCAACAUCAAGAGGUCCCAGAGGACAAUCAAUAUCCCCUGCUACCAGCUCUUCACCUGACACCACAUCAGCCAUUUUCCAAACCCACCAGACUCAAGCCACAGCAACCACCGGAGAAUCACACACUAUCACACCAGCCUCCUUGGUGAUGGACACCACCUUGGUAGCAGAUACCACCUUGGUGGGCACGGCUAUAGCUUCUUCCACAGCAAAUAGCCAAACCACUCCAGAAAGUGCUUCACCAGAAAUGUCCACCUCCGAUAAGAUCAAGAGUUUCUCACCAACUCCCUCCAGGGAAAGCCAAACGACUCAGUCAACAAUAGAAUUGUUUUCGAUUUCAACCAGUCAUGACACUACUCUAAGAACCAUGGGAAUGGUGUCUGCUAUAACCCCCAGCAUCACCACUUCAAUCAUCAUCUCUGAGGUCCCAACAACAGGGAGACCAACAGGACAGUCAACUCCAACUUCUCCCAGCACCUCUCCUCAGGAAACGUCAGUCAUUUCCCAGAUGGCUCAGACUCAAAAUACAAGAACCCCCAGAGGAUCUGGUUCAGUCUCCCCCGUGACUGACACCUUCUCAGCAGUCACAUCUCUACCUCUUUCAUCCACACCAAAUGUGCACACAUCUCCACAAACCAUGGCCCAUACUCUGUCUCCUUCAGACACCAGCACAACAUUUAUCUCAAACCCAGUCAGUGACACCCCUGGCCCUGCAGUCACCCGGAGCUCCACCACCCUAUCCACAGGUCAUUUCACUCCUCUGUCUGUUGCCAGCACUUUCUCACCAUCCACAUCAUCCUCGAGCUCCACUGUGAAGACUGGGACAUCAGGUAGGUGGGGACUCCAGCUUCAGACAGACAGCAAGAGAAGCACAGUAACGUUGCUACCCUCAACGACCCCCAAGACCCUCACAACCUCCACGCCCAGCACCUCCACAGGCACCUCAACUGCUGCCCCAGUCUCUCUCAAGACAGAGAAAGGUGUUCCCCUCUUCCCCUAUGGGUCAACAGUUGGAGACCAGCAAUUCGUUAGGUGGACUUUGGACUUCACCUCGCCGCUCUUCAAGCCCCAGAUUGGCUUCCCUCUCGGCUCCUCUCUCCACGAUUUACUCUAUUUCACAGAUAAUGGCCAGAUCAUUUUCCCGGAGUCAGAGUACAAGACUUUCUCCUAUCCCAACCCUCCUCUUGGAGGCUUCACAGGCCAGGACCCUGUGGCCCUGGUGGCUCCAUUCUGGGACGAUGCUGAUUUCUCCAGCCGCGGGGGAUCCAUAUUUUACCAGGAAUAUGAGACGCUCUAUGGUGAAUACCAUCUGCUAGUCCAGCAGGUGGAGUCUUGGAUCCAAAAGUUCAUAAACACCUGGGACUACAAAGCCAGGUGGACCCUAAAGGUCACAUGGGUCAGUGCCCACGCCUAUCCCGCCCAGAGGAGCUUUGGGACCAACACCUACCAGGCCAUCCUUUCCACGGAUGGGAGCCGGUCCUACGCCCUGUUUCUCUAUCAAAGCGGUGGUAUGCAGUGGGAUGUGACCCAGCGCCCGAGCAACUCGGUCCUCAUGGGCUUCUCCAGUGGAGACGGGCAUUACGAAAACAGCCCACUGACGCUCCUGCCAGCAUGGGAGAAGUACCGUCCAGACCAGUUCCUGAAUUCCAGCUUAGGUGUCAGGGGGCUGCAGGUCUAUAGGCUACACAGGGAAGAAAGGCCCAACCCCCGUCUCAGGUGCCUGCAGUGGUUGAAGAGUCAGCCUCAGUGGCCCCACUGGGGCUGGAACCGGCUCUCCUGCCCUUGCUCCUGGUGGCAGGGACUACAGGACUUACGAUUCCAGCCCAUCAGCAUAGGCUGGGGCCUCGGCAGCAGGCAGCUGUGCAGCUUCUCCUCCUGGCGUGGGGGCGUGUGCUGCAGCUAUGGGCCCUGGGGAGAGCUUCUUGAAGGCUGGAGAGUGCAGAAUCCUUGGCAGUUUGACCAAGAACUGGAGGCACAGAACUGGUGCUGCCGCUGGAACGACAAGCCCUCCUUCUGCAUCCUGUACCAGCAGUGGCGGCCCCGCAUUGGCUGUGCUGGGUACCGGCCCCUGAGGCCCGCCUGGAUGUUCGGGGACCCCCACAUCACCACCUUGGAUGGUGCCAAUUACACAUUCAAUGGGCUGGGGGACUUCCUGCUCGUCCGGGCCAAGGACGGAAACUCCUCCUUCCUGCUACAGGGCCGCACGGCUCUGACCGGCUCCGCCCAGGCCUCCAACUUCAUCGCCUUUGCCGCUCAAUACAACUCCACCAGCCUGGGCCCCAUCAUGGUUCAAUGGCUCCUUAAGCCCAAUGACACAAUCCAAGCGCGGCUCAAUAACCAGACUGUGACAUUUGAGACUAACCGUGAAGAUGCAGAAGGCCAGGAGACAUUCAACACCACCGGAGUCGUAAUGACCCGCAAUGGCUCGCUGGUGUCAGCCAGCUUCGAUGGGACAGUGACCAUCUCAGUGAUCGCUCUCUCCAACAUCCUCCACGCCUCCUGCAGCCUCCCAGAGGAGUAUCAAAACCGCACAGAGGGCCUCCUGGGGGUCUGGAACAACAAUCCAGAUGACGACUUCAGGAUGCCCAAUGGCUCUACCAUUUCCCGAAGCAGCUCUGAAGAGAUGUUUUUUCACUAUGGAAUGACCUGGAGAAUCAACGAAACAAGCCUCCUCGGCAAGAGAGACGACCAGCUGCCUUCCAACUUCACUCCUGUCUUUUUUUCCGAACUGUUGAGAAACAACUCCUCGAGUGAAAAAUUGGCCUCCGAGUGUAACGGAAAUCAGCAAUGCAUCUACGACACCCUGGCCACGGGAAGCAGAAGCACCGGACUGCACACUAGCAUGCUCUUUAGACAAUACCAGGAGAUGAACGCCACCCUCAAUCAGUAUCCACCCUCUAUUGAAGGCGAUCGCGUGGUGGAAGCCCACAUCGGGAAGACCAAGCUGUUUCAGUACACCAGCAGCUCUAAGAAUGUCACCUUUAUUCUCAGAGACAACAACACUGACUGCAAGCUCUUUGAGAAUGGGACAUUGCUAUGGACACCAACGAAGGUGGAACCAUUCACUCUGGAGAUUCUAGCCAGAAAUGUCAAGGACAACUUGUCAUCUGUACUCCAGCCAAAGACAGUGGUCUGUGCCUGCAAGGCAGAGAGCCAGUGUUUAUACAACCAGACCAGCAGGGUGGGCAAUUCCUCCUUGGAGGUGGCUGGCUGCAAGUGUGACAAGAACACCUUUGGCCCCUACUGCAAUCUCUCCACGGACCUCUGUGAGGAGGCAUGCUUCCCGAAUGUGACAUGCGUUCGUGGGAAGGGCUGUGAGGCCUGCCCCCCACACCUGACUGGGGAUGGGCGUCACUGUGCAGCUCUAGAGACCCCUCUGCUCUGUCAGAACAAGUCCUGCCCUGUGAAUUACUGCCACAACCACGGUCACUGCUACAUCUCCCAGACCGAGGGCUGCCAGCCCACCUGCACCUGCCCCCCAGCCUUCACCGACUCCCGCUGCUUCCUGGCCGGCAACAGUUUCACUCCAACCAUCAGUCUAGAGCUUCCAUUGAGAAUCAUCCAGAUGUCGCUCAGUGAAGAAGAAAAUGCCUCUGCGGCAGAGGUCAACGCCUCGGUGGCCUACAGACUGGGAAACCUGGAAGUACGGGCCUUUUUCAGGAACAGCCAAGUGGAACGCAUCAAUCCCAUCACAGGAAGCACCCUUCAACACUGGAAGGUCACCUCGACAUUCCGGUACCGCCCUCGGGGUCCCGUCAUUGACUUCUUGAAUAACCGGCUGGUGGAUGCAAUAGUGGAGGCCUUCCUCCAGGCCCCGAACAGGAGGUGGAAGAGAAGCGAGGGGCCCAGGAACAACGUGGUCUUCCAGCCCCUCUCCAGGGAAGAUGUGCGCAGUGUGAUGGCUCUGAACGUGAGCACGCUGGAGACUUACUUCAAAUGCGAUGGCUACGAGGGCUACCGCCUGGUCUACAGCCCCCAUAGCGGCGUCACCUGCGUGUCCCCGUGCAGUCAGGGCUACUGUGAGCACGGAGGUCAAUGCCAGCACCUGCCCCAAGGGCCUAGCUGCAAGUGUGUGUCCUUCUCCAUCUACACGUCGUGGGGCGAGCGCUGUGAGCACCUGAGCAUGAAACUCGGCGCCUUCUUCGGGAUCCUCUUUGGGGCCCUGGGCGCCCUCUUGCUGCUGGGGGUCGUGACAUUUGUGGUCCUUCGCUUCUGGGGCUGCUCCAAGGCCCAGUACUCCUACCCCCUGGACUCAGAAAGCUGAGGCCUCGCCCCAAAGGGGCAGCUGUGGCCUAGAUACCUCAGGACCCACCCCAGCCUCACCCGCACACUUCUAGGCGCCCUUGCUUUGGGAAGGCUGGAAAGAGGAAGGUGACUGAAGGCGAUUCAGGAUUCUUCAAAGAGAAUGAAUAAUGGGAAUGAAUAAUAAUAAAGGCAGAACCACUCCUGGUCAGUAGACACAGAGGCGGACAGAAAGAGGCCAUGAAGACCCACUACGUAAAUGAAUGGAUUUUCACACACACAUACCCACGAGGACGCCGACUUACACACACACGCACAUGCCAUAGUUAAUAAUGGGGUGAUGGCUCUAAGUUAAAAACCAAAAUGCAUUUGCACUCAAAACUCUUUAGUUUACUUCUAAUUAAAGUCUACUUAAAUAAAAGCCUCCAGACAUCUUGUGUUUCCAAA